GUAGAACCCAGUCUUUGAGGAAGUGAAGCAAAGGGUUUAACAUUUCACUAAUGUCGCAUUCAAGCUGCUACAUAACAUCAGCAUAAACUGUAGAAGAGACUGAAAGGUGUGCCAAUGGUAUGGCAUGCUAACAUCUACACAACCAAUAUUAAAGGGAAAAGUCUACAGUUUCAUCAUUUCAUUUUGAUUACUCAUCAUAAAACAUUUCACAUUUAAAUUAACCAAAGUUAUGACAGAAAAGUAAGAAGACAAAAGAGAAAACAUGUCAGCUCAGAGCACGGGACAAAUCACAGUGGCGCAGAAAAGUUACCUAUUAUCUAGCUCCGACAAAACACUCUCUAGCCUAAGAAUUCUAAUACUUGGGAGUCGACAACUUGGGGGAAUAGAAGCAAGUGAAAAAAGUUCAGCUGGAAACAUCAUUUUGGGGAGAAAUGCUUUUGAUGUUGGUAGAAGAACUGCAAAGUGUGUUCAAGCUGCAGGAGACGUACAGGGAAGACAUCUGACUGUUGUUGACACACCAAGCUGGCACUAUAACAGUUCUCUUGAAAAGACAUCAGAGCUGGACAAACUAGAGAUUGAAUACAGCGUAUGUCUAUGUCACCCUGGUCCACAUGUUAUUCUAUUAACUGUUCCCGUUGACACAAUAUUCAACAAGUCUUAUCAAACCUCUGUCGAAGAACAUUUGAGUCUUCUUGGGAAGAAGGUCUGGAAUCACACAAUCGUGCUGUUUACCAAUGGAGACUGGCUUGGUGAUACAAGCAUUGAGGAACGUGUUGAAAACAAGGGAAAACAUUUGCAGUGGCUUAUUAGAAAGUGUGGGAACAGAUAUCAUGUCUUUAACUGUAAGCAGCACACUGACAACACACAAGUCCUGGAACUACUUGUAAAAAUUGAGGAAAUGGUGAUGGAAAACAAUGGUUGUCAUUUUGUACCAGAAACAGGCAGUAAUCCGUCCACAGAACUUGAGUUUAAGAUGAAAAUUGCCAAAAGAAACAUGAUGAAAGUGAGACGGCAAAGAGAUAUCCUUCAAGAACUCCUAAAGGAAAGGAACUACGCUCUCUCAGAUGUGAGGAUUGUGCUUCUUGGAGGAGGAAGGGUCGGAAAAAGCACGUCAGGAAACAUUAUUCUGCAAGGGCAUUUUUUUGAGAAGACCCCUGAAGAGGAUUUUAUUAUCAACACAAGAACAGUCCAAUGUGUGAUGAAACAAGGGCAAAUUGAAGGAUGUCAGGUUUCAGUGGUUGACACACCAGGAUGGUCCACAUCAACUCUAGAAAAUGAAAACGAAGUCUUACAUAGUCUGACAGUAUGUUCUCCAGGUCCUCAUGUAUUUCUGCUAGUGUUACCUGUUCAUGAAUCCUUUACAAAAAGAUCACAACAAACAGUAAAGGAGCUCAUGAGCCUAUUUGGUGACAAUGUUUGGAAGCAUACUAUAAUAUUAUUUACUUAUGGACACUGGUUGAGGGACAGACCGGUUGAGGAGUACAUUGCAUGUGAAGAAGAAGCUCUGCAAGACUUAAUUGACAGAAAGUGUGGCAACAGAUAUCAUGUGCUAAAUAAUGACUGGACAAAUAGACUUCAAGUACAAAGUUUGCUGAAGAUGAUAGAACAGACGGUGGCUAGAAACAGAGGUGAAUACUUCACUCUAGCAAAGAAAGUAAGCAAGCCAACAACAACAGAACAUCAGAUGUUUAAUGAGACCCUGGAAGAGGAGUGGAAAAAACACGAAGAUGAACUCAUAGAGAGGAUGCUGGAGGCAGCAACAGUGGAUCUCAACAAAGAAUCCGAGCAGUUAUAUCACAAACGAAGAGGAAGCAUUGAAUGUUCAAUUCCCAAUAUGAGUGGAGAUUCACUGUUAGAUGGAACCAGUUCAUUUGGAGCUGAUACCCUUGAUCCUACUCACAAAGUACAUCAAUGGCUCAGACCAAAACAUGCAGCAUCAUCUGGACACGGCACCAUGAGCACAACAUCAAGUUUUCAAGAUCCAAACAGGGAAUGUCUGAAAGAUGAUAUUCCAAUUCACAAACACAAUCCAGUUUACAUGGACAGUCAGAAAUAUUUCAAUAACAUGACAGAGCAAAAGCAUACAAGAUCAUUUUCAUUUUAGACAUUACCCAUUUAUGUCCCAGGGGUUGAUGAUGAAAGAAAUUGUAAUAUUUUUAUUUAAAGUCAAAAUUGAAAUUGUAAUGAAUGGGGUGCCCAAACAAAAUUCUUGAGGGCCACUGUCCUAUACUGUCAACUUGCAAACAUCUUGCUAAAAGCUUUGAUAGCUUUUUUCAAUGAUAAAGUUAGUUAUUUUGUAACCCAGAUAUCAACACUUCGGGUUCGAGCGUUCGCUGGUGUCUCUGACUGCCGCAGAUCCCGUUUUUUUCAGACCAUGUGCUAUUUGUGUUUGAAUGUGUUUUCGUGUCUCCUUCUUCCCCUAUGCUCUCAGCCUGUUUUCUUGUCUUCUUAAUCCUUCGACGGCAAGCUUAUUUUCAGAGCAUUUUCAGGCAAAUUUGCAGACGCUGACCUUUUUGGAAAUCUAAACACUGAUGAGAUGGUGGAGGUUUUUGCUAAGUCUUGCCAUAUCUGCUUAGAUUCCGCUGCUCCCCUUCUGCCUAGGCAAGAAAAGGGAAAGGGCUCUGCUCAGCCAUGGUUAAAUGGUAUUACCCUCACUCUUAGACAAGAGUGUCAUAAGGCUAAUCGAAAAAGGAAAAAAUAUCAAAUCCAGAUCUCGUAUGAGUGUUUAAUUGCUUCCUUAACUAGCUACCAGAAGACAGUCAAAGAGGCAAAGUCUCUAUUUAUUUUUAAUCUUAUCAAUGAAAAUGCGAACCAACCACAGAUGCUGUUUAAGACAAUAGAUUCUGUAUUAAAUCAUCUUCCUGCCACCAAAGUUGUGAGAUUGCUUUGAAUUUUUUUGUAAAAAAAAUACUGGAUAUUACGGCUGCUAUUAAACCAUUAUCUUAUGGUACUCCCUUGAGCGACUUGACGACUGAUCCGCUUACUUGUUUUCACCCUGUGUCCUCUGCAAGUUUGAUGAUAUCCUGGCUCGCCUUUUUAAGCAAGUGUUUGCAACUUUAAGUCCGACUGUAUUAGCUAUCAUUAAUAUUUCUUUAGCAAACGAAGUGGUUCCAUCAAGUUUUAAACAUGCAGUAGUCCACCAUCUGCUGAAGAAACCGAAUCUUGACCCCUCCAUUCACAGUAAUCUUAGAUCCAUUUCGAAGCUGCCUUUUAUCUCGAAACUUUUAGAGUCGUCUUUUCUGAGUAAAAUUCCUUUAUCAACUUGUCUAAUACAUUAGAUACUUUAAGAUACUUUUAGAUCGAUGCACAGUAUGGAAACCCCAUUGUUGAAAGACAGUAAUGAUCUGUUACAACUUCUCGAUGCUGGCCCAUGUGUGGUGCUAGUCCAAUUGGACCCCUGUGCUGCCUUCGAAACCAUCGAGCAUAACAUUUUGGAACAUAGUCUGGAAUAUGUGGUGGGUAUACAGGGGGUCGCAUUGUAGUGGUUGGCCUCCUGAUGGAUAGAACCUUGUUAGUGAGCGUUGGGAAGUUCUCUUCUCGGACAGUUCCCUUGUCAUACGAUUUUCCCCAAGGGUCAAUUUUAGGCCCUUUACUCUUCUCACUGUAUAUGUUGCCCCUGGGUGCCAUUUUUAAGAAAUAUAAGAUAUCGUAACACUGUUAUGCGGAUGAUACGCAGUUUUAUCUUCCUGCUAAGAUUGAUAAAUGCGAUCCUUAGACAUGCUCUCUUACUGUUUUGAAGAGAUAAAAUGCUGGUUGACUAAUCAUUUCUUGCAAUUAAAGGAAAGCAAAAAUGAAAUUCUGAUUGUAGGACAACCUAGGCCUAUAACUGUUACUGGUUUCGGUUCUCUCUCUGCUAGUGUUCAAACUCAUGUAAGAAAUCUCAGGUUUGUAUUUGAUUCAUUGUUGAAUGUUGAGAAACAGAUUACACCGUAGUGAAGGGAAGUUUCUUCCAUUGUAGAUUAAUCACAAAAUUAAAAAAGCUCCAUUCCCAUUAAAGAUUCGGAGACCGUAAUCCAUGGCUUCAUAACAUGGACUACUGCGACUCCCUUUAUAGCGGAUUGCCUAAAAGAGUGAUCUCCCGUCUGCAAUUUUUUCAAAAUGCUGCAGCGAGGCUUGUCACUGGUUAAAAAAGAGGGAUCAUAUCACUCCAAAUUUAGCAUCCACAUUGGCUCCCAGUACAGUUAAGAAUUCAUUUUAAAAUUGCUGUUCUUGUAUACAAAGCUUUGUGUCUUUCAUGAUCUUCUGAUUCUCUUUUCUCCUCAAAGGGCUCUUAGAUCUGGUAAUCAGUCUCUUUUAAUAAUACCUUAUUGUCGCUGCAAAACAAAAGAUGGGCGUGUCUUCUCUGCUACAGCUCUCAGGCUCUAGAAUAGCUUGCGUAUUAAUGUGAGGCUAGCCCCUUCACUAGCAAGUUUUAAAUCUGCUAUUAAAUUUUAUUUAUUUUCUCUAGCGUUUGAUUAAGAACAGUGGUUUUGAUGUAAAAUAUGCUUUAUGCUCUGUU
Molecule: messenger RNA, 4498 nt
Organism: Triplophysa dalaica
Lineage: Eukaryota; Metazoa; Chordata; Actinopteri; Cypriniformes; Nemacheilidae
Product: GTPase IMAP family member 8-like
Exons: 6
Coding region: 263-2104 (613 amino acids)
Molecular function (GO): GTP binding
Source: RefSeq, a predicted model, not a curated record